UUCUGACUUUACUAAUUAGAUUAUUUUGAGCCAUAUGUGCCUGGUCACUUAAAUUUGGGAUCAUCUGUGGGUUUUAUUUAUGCCUUCUUCUUUUUUUAAACCACAUCUUAACACGAGUUCUGCAACAGGAGUUUCCUCUGCAUCUGUCUGCGUGAUUAAAAAGUUACAUAACCUCAUGAUCAGUUGACUGGCCAAGUCUGAUAGACUUGCUACGAAACUGAAAAAGAUAUACUAAAGAAGAGCAAUGGAGAUGGAAGACAUCGCCACAGAGAAGGAGAGAAACAUUGAGGAUGAAGGAGCGAGUGAAUCAAUGCUGGCGGUCAAAACUGAAGAGGAAGCACAACCAGACGUUUACUGUAAACUGAAAAAUCCAGCUGAGGACGUCUACGCAGAAGCUUAUUUUGGUGAAUCUCCACUUAAAAAAGGAGAAGACAAACAGACUGAGGGAAAUGCACGUCUGUACCGUGCAGGGUGUUUAAUCCUCACAAUAAUCUGCCUCGUCCUGCUGCUGCUCGUCAUUGUCCUUAGUAUGAAACUCCAGUCUGGAUCUGAAGUUUGCCCGGAGAGAGAGGAAACAGCAGCAGCAGCAGACAAGCAAAACCCUUCAGUUGCUCCAACCUGCGACUACGAGCAGUGCAAGUCCCAAUUCUCUAACACUGAAGCCCAUCGUUGUGGCUGCCAGCAGUGUGCAGACGGCUGGCAGAUGUUUGGACGCACGUGUUUUUACCUGUCCACUAUCAGGCUGAACUGGGACCAGAGCCAGAGGAACUGCACCGCUAGAGGAGGAUCUUUGGCUGUCAUCACCAGCCAGGGUGUUCAGGAUUUUCUGACUAAGAAAGGGAACCUGAAAUACUGGAUUGGCCUGAGACGCGACGGAGAUAAUUGGAGCUGGGUCAGCAACAGUCCCAUGCAGGAGAGAUAUUGGGCAGAAGAUGUGUCAUCAGGGGACUGUGGCUUCCUGAGCAGUGAAAGCCCAACUGAGAAGAACUGGAACAGGGCGUCCUGCCAGUUCUUCACUUACUUCAUCUGUCAGGUGCAGAUCUGACAGCAUCAUGCCUUUGACAGAAAAAUCAGCAAAUGCUCUGUCCAUAAGCACCGACUCCUCAACAACAUAAUCAUUUCUAUUUCCACCUCACACUUGCAUCAGUAGAAUCCAGCAAAGAAAGAUAAUGACGCUUCUUACGUAUUCAACAACUGUGGUAACGUUAAGUCAAAUGUUUGAAAGUUAUAUUUUCUCGCAGCAUUGUGUAGCAUAAUUUAGACUCUUAUGUAUUGCAGAUGUUGCUUGUAAGUACCAAUCAGGGUGUUUCAUUCUUACUGUAUGAUUCCAUAUACUGCUGUAUGACUUUUUAACAAAUACUAUAGAGGCCAGUGAUUUUGUUUUAACAGGGUUUUAUUUUCAUAUGAAAACACUUAUACAUCUACCUAACAAGUUGAAUGUCUAUAUUUCUAUUUGUUCUAGCUUAGUAUAUACAAUAUUACUGCUACACAUUUUUUAUAUUGCUUUAAAAAUAACACAACUCUUUUCUAUAGCAUAAUACUGCAGGAAUAAUUGCACUGUUGACUAAAAAGAAGAAUUUAGAUCGUUCUUCAGUGAAAUUCAUCACCACUUUAAAGUCAACUUCAUAUAUUCAGAACUGUGCGACGAUGGACGGCCUCAGAAAACACACCCCAUGCUCAGGCAGACCCUCAUUCUAAACAUGUUUAAUGUCCUGGUCCUCCUCUGGCUCCUCCUGCUCCAUCUCCAAACCCAAAGCGCUGUGGCGAAUCAUCUGCCAACCAGUCAGAGACUUCCUGUUGACAAACCCACCUCUGUUUUUGGGUCGGAGCUUCGGGUUCUCCAAGCUCGACCCCUUAAUUGUGUCAGUCUUCUCCAUUCCCUCCUUUUCCUCCUCCUUGGAGAAGGCUUUGACGUAGCGUCGCAUCUUGUGCAACAUUGAGUCAUUUCUGUCCUCAACCCUGCAGAGGAUGGAGUAAACGCUGAAAACUAUUAUUGAAAUUAGGCGUAACAUUUCCUGUGAACCCUCAGUUGUCCUCAUCAAGUAUUUUCCCCUGACCACAAACUACGUGGCCUUUAAUGCCCGGCAGCUUUAGGUCAUGUUGUGCUUUGAGUCAGAGCCACAACUCUCACUCAACUCUUUUUACUGACACAGUGCUGUUAUUAUCACCCCUACCCAACCUCUGUACUGACCACACACAUCGACUUUAAAGAUUUGAUUUAUGUUGAUCUUCUCAUCGAACCCUCAGCAAGUGCAAAUAGCCUAUGUGUAUUUCCCACAAUGCUGUAGUACCUAUAUGCAGGUAAUAGUAGGCUGUAGGCUAAGAGAAGAAUUGUGCUUCUUAAUCACAGCACAACAUGACAUUUGGCUGCAAGAGCAUGACAGGCUACGUAGGCUGUGGUCAGUGGACACACUUGUGUCUCCCUGUGUGAUUAUUUUGAGUGAAAAUAGUAAGGCUAAAAAAAGGUUUACUGCAUGUCACUGCAGUUCACUGUGAUGUCACCUUUGUUAUGUAACUUUCUGCUACGUAAGAGUGUUUUUUAUUUGUGUGGAAUUUUUUCUUUUCUUACCUGAGAUACCAGCGCUCCUUAAGGCCGUAGUCGAGCCCACAAACCCCGAGCCGAGGCCACAGCCAGCGUGGCAGCCUCCUCUCCAGCAUCAAAGUUGUGGCCACUACCUGCACAUCAAUAAAGCUCCUACUAUGACACAGCAA
Scophthalmus maximus (turbot) is the source of this 2712-nucleotide messenger RNA. RefSeq lists its product as uncharacterized. The record is from RefSeq and is a predicted model, not a curated record. NCBI's taxonomy places the organism in Eukaryota, Metazoa, Chordata, Actinopteri, Pleuronectiformes, Scophthalmidae. The coding region runs from base 245 to 1045 and encodes 266 amino acids. The transcript is spliced from 7 exons.